AUGACGGAGGGAUACGUGUAUGCUCCCGGCACCGUCCACUUGGUCGACGUCGACAACAUCUUGGAUGUCAAGAAACAGGAGGGGAAGAACAAGAACAUUAUCCUCAACCCUCAGCCAUCAAACAACCCCAACGACCCCUUGAGAUGGUCCCAGAGGAAAAAGUACUUCCAGUUUGGGCUCCUAUGGUUCUGGGGGUUCAUGUUGGCAGUGCUGGCGAACUUUAGUGGUCCCGCCUACGACCCGUGGAUUGCUGAUCUCCACACCAGCUACGGCGACUUGAACGUUGCCGCAGCGUUGUUAUUCUUGUUUUUAGGGCUUGGCUGUUUAUUUCUCCAGCCGACAGCGAUGAAGCUAGGCCGCCGUUUUGUCUACCUUUUGUGUACGGUGCUUGUGAUGCUUGCAAUGGUGGUUGGCGGUGUCGGCAAGAACGUGCUGUACAUCCAGGGGCUGUACAUUUUGAUUGGCUUUGCCGCUGCCCCCGUGGACUCGUUGGUGGAGAUUUCCAGUACCGAUGUGUUUUUCCAACACGAGCGGAGCACGGCGUUUGCCCUUAUGAUUCUUGCGUUGUAUGCUGGUUCCAACUUAGGGCCCGUGGCUGCUGGGUUUAUUGUCGAUGCGAUGAAGUGGCAGUGGCUUUUCUGGAUCCAGUUGUUCAUCUACGCCGGGCUCAUUGUCAUCCAGUUCUUUUUGAUGUUUGACACGACAUUUUACCGAGACCACGAGGAGGAGGAUAAGUUGGAGGCGGAAAUUAUUAGCGUGGUGAUGUCACACGACUCCAUGGCUUUAAGCCACGGAAAAGAGAAAGGAAACGGCCAGAUUGACGAAGUUGUGUCUCACUCGUCAGAGCUGGUGGACGGCAAUAUCAAGAAACGUACGUAUAAAGACUCGCUCAGAUUAAUCGAAACUGAGUACAGCGACCCGCGCCCCUGGUACGUGAUCUUUUUACGGCCAUUUCUCCUCAUUUCGUUCCCGGCUGUCGCCUGGUCUGGCUUGACUUAUGGAGCCCAGAUCAUGUGGUUGGAGCUCAUGUCCGUCACCCAGUCGUUGGUGUUCUCUGAUGAGCCGUAUAACUUCUCCCCUAAUGGAGUAGGGCUCACGAACUUGGCUCCGUUUGUUGGUUGCAUCAUCGGCAUGCUUUACGGCGGUAACUAUGUCGAUUGGUUAUCGGUCCGGUUAGCGAAAAAGAACCACGGGAUCUUUGAGCCCGAGAUGAGACUCAACGCGAUGUGGCUUCCCUUAAUCACCAAUGCCGGCGGGAUCCUCGCCUACGGCCUCGGGUGUAACGCUGGCGUUCAUUGGGCCCUCCCCGUCGUGCUUGGCUAUGGGUGUCUCGGCUUCUCCAUGGCGUCCUCGGGGGCGAUCUGUUUAACUUAUGCUGUCGAUUCGUACCACAAAGUUGGGCUGGAGGCGUUGGUGAUCAUUUUGUUGUUCCGCAACUUGAUUGGCAUGGCGUUCUGCUUUGCCAUCGACCCGUGGUUGCAAGGGUGCGGGUUGGUGGUGAUGACGUGGCUCAUGUUCAUGUUGUCGGUGGUGAUCAACGGGCUGUAUGUCGUGAUGCUUAUUUGGGGCAAACAAAUGAGACUCUGGACCGCCGACCGUUACCACAAGAUCAGCAACCCCCACUUUGGUGAGUUCUGGAAGAGAUCAAAGUAG
Molecule: messenger RNA, 1653 nt
Organism: Diutina rugosa
Lineage: Eukaryota; Fungi; Ascomycota; Pichiomycetes; Serinales; Debaryomycetaceae
Exons: 1
Coding region: 1-1653 (550 amino acids)
Biological process (GO): transmembrane transport
Cellular component (GO): fungal-type vacuole
Molecular function (GO): transmembrane transporter activity
Source: RefSeq, a predicted model, not a curated record